Messenger RNA from Rana temporaria (common frog), 1086 nucleotides. It is a transcript of the gene DRC12, whose product is annotated as coiled-coil domain containing 153. The transcript is spliced from 7 exons. Bases 35 to 772 code for a protein of 245 amino acids. The record is from RefSeq and is a predicted model, not a curated record. NCBI's taxonomy places the organism in Eukaryota, Metazoa, Chordata, Amphibia, Anura, Ranidae.
AGGCUUCCUUGGUUUCCAUAGCAGAGUCCUAACAAUGAGUCUCCAGUCCUUCUCCUGUACCUGCAUUGGCCAGUGUGUGAGAGGUGUGGGCUCAUAUAAUGAAAUCCUCAACUGGUUGUGCUGCUUGUCAUUCUCCUCUCACUCCUUCCUAAGCAACAACUAUACCCCUGCAAUGCCUCCCAAACUGAAGGGGAAGCUUCAGAAUAAGAAGAAAAUGAAAAAGCAGAAAGAAUCAGGUCUAAUGGAAGAUAAACACAAAAAAGCCACUAUAGAGGUAGAUGUCUUAAAGGAUCACCUUGCUUUGCAAAGGCAAGUGAUGCGCCAGGCACAAUUCCACAAACAGGAAAUACGGGGACAACUCCAUGAGAUAUUAGAAGACCUACAGGAAGAAAGAGAUACAAAACAAGCUAUUUAUAGUGAAAUGACUCGUCAGCAUCAAGAUUUGGAAGAACAGAGCUCAUCAUGUAUACAGACCCUGGAGGAAGAGGUGGCAAAAUUAAAACUACAACUGUCCAUAAGCCAAGAAGAUCUGCAGACCCUUAAAGAGGAAUCGGAGCACAUGGCACAAGAGAAAGAAGCGGAAAUCACAGAAUUGAGGAGAGAUCUUGAAAACAUGGAGGCAGAAUAUCAGACAAUACUGCAUUCAUGCUUGGAUCAAUUACUGCAAAAACUUACCCUGGCUGAGAAGAAGUGGACAAGUGAAUCCCUUUCAAUCCAUCAUCAAUACAAACAGAUGCUGCAGGACUGUGGAUUAAAUCCUCUUGACAUCUAACAAUUAAUAAUCACACUUUUUUUCCUUACAACUGCAUGCUAACUUCUAUGUAUUGCUCAUUUACAAGUUACAUGAUUAUGUAGGUAAAGCUUGCUAUACACAGGUUAUUUCAUAACAGAAGCAUUUUCAAUGCUAUUGUGUAAUCUCCCUGUGUAUGGAGUGUGAACAACUAAACCUGCAGAAUGCAGAAGAUGACAGUUUGUUCUGUUAGCAAUCAGGCCGGUUGGAACAUUUCUACCAAUCAGUGGCGGCCCGUCCAUAGGGGGCGCUGGGCGCCGCUCCCCCCCCAUCCAUGCUUCCAGCCCCCUGACCUA